Messenger RNA from Plutella xylostella (diamondback moth), 817 nucleotides. RefSeq lists its product as uncharacterized. NCBI's taxonomy places the organism in Eukaryota, Metazoa, Arthropoda, Insecta, Lepidoptera, Plutellidae. The record is from RefSeq and is a predicted model, not a curated record.
GCACCUAUAAAUUAGUUUAAAUUUGUUAAUAAGGUUUAUUAUCAAGGACUAGCUGUAGGAGUUAGCACCAUGAAGUCGCAUUUUUUUGUCACUUUCGCCCUAUUGGCCCUCGCGGCCGUCACACGUGCUGACGACAAUGUCUGUGACGCUGACGACUCCGGCGUCGAGAGGCCCUGCCUGGACCUCGACAUCGACUGCAUCAGGGAAUACUUCUUGGAGCAUGCCGACUGCAAGGCUGUGGACAAGGCUCGUGACACCGCCAUCUACGACCUCGACUACGUCUCUGUGAACAUGCCCCUGUUCAACGUCUCCUACGAAGCCUACGAGAACACCGUCAUCUACGUCGACGCUGAUAUUGUUGAGUUCACCGUGAACGACAACAAGAAGCUGGCCGUGCUCACUGUGGAGUUCGAGAGCGUCACCAUGAACUCCAACAACGCGACGUGGCGCUACUUCCAGACCGGCAAGGAGCCCCGCGACAUCCUCACCGAGACCCUCGUCGUGUUCCCCUCUGUCUCCAUGAACAUCUACAUCUCGACUGAGACCUGGGACCUCGCCGGCAAGCGUCCCUUCACCUACGUCAACGCUGACCCCCUGCUGGAGAUUGAAGGAGAGUGUCUGGAUUACGAAGACGAGGUCUUGACGCCGUUUUUCAAGGAAUUCUUUGAGAACCUCGACGACGCGGCCGUGGAGGCGUGGCGCUACCUCGGCACCCCCGUCGGCCUCCAGUACGUGCAGGAGAACAUCUGCGACUUCGGAGUCGAAUACUGAGUGAUAAUGAUGAUAAAGAAUAAACAUACGUUUGUAAGAUAAAAAA